Messenger RNA from Dentiscutata heterogama, 417 nucleotides. NCBI's taxonomy places the organism in Eukaryota, Fungi, Glomeromycota, Glomeromycetes, Diversisporales, Gigasporaceae. The record is from the annotation of a GenBank genome assembly.
GAAAGCACACAAAGGGCGAGUACCUGUUCGUACGGGUGGCUCGACUAAGGGCAACACAAUUGUUUAUGGCGAUUACGGCUUACGCGUGAAGGAUGGGGUUCGUUUGUCUUCGAGUCAACUCACAGCGGCUUGGCAAGCCAUCAAGCGCAAAAUAAAAGUCAUUAAGGGCUCGCAAGUAUGGAUGCGCGUAUUUCCAGAUAUUCCUGUUACGAGUAAAGGAAACGAAACCAGGAUGGGAAAAGGGAAAGGUUCAUUAGAAUACUGGGCAUGCAGAGUUCCUUUGAAUAAAAUUGUAUUUGAAGUAGGGGGUGGAGGUAUUCGAAAAGAAGUUGCUAAGGAUGCAUUGAGAUUAGCAUCAGACAAAUUGCCCGUAAAAACAGAAUUUGUGGAAAGCCCGAAAAUCAUCGUCCCUGGUAG